UAGGUUUUCUUCUCCUAUGGCUUUAAUAGUGUGUGCUGGCACCGAGAACAAGCUGAGCUCCCUGUCUGAUCUGGAGCAGCAGUACCGGGCACUGCGCAAGUACUAUGAGAACUGCGAGGUAGUCAUGGGCAACCUGGAAAUCACCAGCAUUGAGCACAACCGAGACCUCUCCUUCCUGCGGUCUAUCAGAGAAGUCACAGGCUACGUUUUGGUGGCUUUGAAUCAGUUUGAAUACCUGCCACUGGAGAACCUGCGCAUUGUUCGUGGGACCAAACUCUAUGAAGACAGAUACGCUCUGGCCAUAUUUCUUAACUACAGAAAGGAUGGUAACUUUGGACUCAGGGAACUUGGCUUGAAGAACUUGACUGAAAUACUGAAUGGCGGCGUGUAUGUUGGCCAGAACAAAUUUCUGUGCUUCGCAGACACCAUUCAUUGGCAGGAUAUCGUGCGUAACCCCUGGGCCUCCAACUUCACCUUGGUCCCAAUGAACGGCAGCUCGGGCUGUGGCCGAUGCCACAAGUCAUGCACUGGACGAUGCUGGGGACCCACAGAGAAUCACUGCCAGACCUUAACGAAGACAGUGUGCGCAGAGCAGUGUGAUGGACGGUGCUAUGGGCCCUACGUCAGUGACUGCUGCCACCGGGAAUGUGCUGGAGGCUGUUCUGGACCUAAAGACACUGAUUGCUUUGCCUGCAUGAAUUUCAAUGAUAGCGGAGCAUGUGUCACACAGUGCCCCCAGACGUUUGUGUACAAUCCUACCACCUUCCAACUGGAGCAUAAUCACAAUGCCAAGUACACCUAUGGAGCAUUUUGUGUCAAAAAGUGCCCGCACAACUUUGUGGUAGAUUCGAGCUCUUGUGUUCGUGCAUGUCCAAGCUCCAAGAUGGAGGUUGAAGAAAAUGGUAUAAAGAUGUGCAAGCCCUGCACUGACAUUUGUCCUAAAGCGUGUGAUGGCAUUGGAACAGGGAGUUUAGUGUCAGCUCAGACGGUGGAUUCCAGCAACAUUGACAAGUUCAUAAACUGUACCAAGAUCAAUGGCAACCUUAUCUUUCUUGUUACUGGGAUUCAUGGGGACCCGUAUCACACAAUUGCUGCAAUCAAUCCAGAGAAAUUAAAUAUCUUCCAAACAGUGAGAGAGAUAACAGGGUAUUUGAACAUACAGUCGUGGCCUGAGAACAUGACAGAUUUCAGAGUGUUUUCUAACUUGGUAACUAUUGGUGGAAGAGCUUUGUAUAGUGGCCUUUCUUUACUCAUCCUAAAGCAGCAAGGCAUUACCUCUUUGCAGUUUCAGUCCUUGAAGCAAAUCAGCGCUGGCAACAUCUACAUAACCGACAACAGUAACUUGUGUUACUACCACACUGUCAACUGGACCAGCCUCUUCAGCACACCCAGUCAAAAGACUGUGAUUCAUCGAAAUAAAAAAGCUGAAAACUGCACUGCUGAUGGCAUGGUGUGUAAUGAGUUAUGCUCAAGUGAUGGCUGUUGGGGGCCGGGGCCAGACCAGUGUCUCUCCUGCAAGCGCUUCAUCAGGGGAAGGACCUGCAUAGACUCUUGUAACCUGUAUGAUGGGGAGUUUCGAGAGUUUGCAAAUGGUUCUGUCUGUGUGGAGUGUGAUCCCCAGUGUGAAAAGAUGGAAGAUAAUAUGAUCACAUGCUAUGGGCCGGGACCUGACCACUGUACGAAGUGUUUCCAUUUUAAGGACGGUCCAAAUUGCGUGGAAAAAUGUCCUGAUGGCUUACAGGGGGCAAACAGCUUCAUUUUCAAAUAUGCCGAUGAGGAUCGUGAGUGUCAUCCUUGUCAUCCAAACUGCACCCAAGGGUGUAGAGGUCCCGCUAGUCAUGACUGCAUUUACUAUCCAUGGACACGCCAGUCCACUUUACCACAACAUGCUAGAACUCCUCUGAUUGCUGCGGGAGUUAUUGGUGGCCUCUUCAUCAUCGUCAUCGUGGGCCUGACGUUUGCUGUGUACGUUCGGCGCAAGAGCAUUAAAAAGAAGAGGGCAUUGCGAAGGUUCCUGGAGACUGAGCUCGUGGAACCCUUGACCCCAAGUGGCACAGCACCCAACCAAGCACAGCUUCGUAUCUUGAAGGAAACUGAGCUAAAACGCAUUAAGGUUCUUGGCUCUGGAGCCUUUGGAACUGUGUACAAGGGUAUUUGGGUCCCUGAGGGAGAAACUGUAAAGAUUCCUGUGGCCAUCAAGAUCCUCAAUGAGACCACUGGUCCCAAAGCCAAUGUGGAGUUUAUGGACGAAGCUCUUAUCAUGGCCAGCAUGGACCACCCACACCUGGUGAGACUUCUGGGUGUCUGCUUAAGCCCAACCAUUCAGCUAGUCACUCAGCUGAUGCCUCAUGGCUGCUUGUUGGAUUAUGUUCAUGAACAUAAGGAUAAUAUUGGCUCCCAACUUCUGCUAAACUGGUGCGUCCAAAUAGCCAAGGGAAUGAUGUACCUGGAAGAGAGGAGACUCGUUCACCGGGACUUGGCAGCGCGUAACGUCUUGGUGAAAUCCCCAAACCAUGUGAAGAUCACUGACUUUGGCCUAGCCAGGCUUUUGGAAGGGGAUGAGAAGGAGUAUAAUGCUGAUGGAGGGAAGGUGAGUACUCUACGUUUCUGGAGAGCCAUCAAGUGUAUACACUACAGGAAAUUUACCCAUCAGAGUGAUGUUUGGAGCUAUGGAGUCACUAUCUGGGAGCUGAUGACCUUUGGUGGAAAGCCAUACGAUGGAAUCCCGACUCGUGAGAUCCCUGACCUCUUAGAGAAGGGCGAGCGGUUGCCCCAGCCUCCGAUCUGCACUAUUGAUGUUUAUAUGGUGAUGGUGAAAUGCUGGAUGAUUGAUGCUGACAGUCGGCCUAAAUUCAAGGAGCUGGCUGCUGAAUUUUCUAGAAUGGCUCGAGACCCUCAAAGAUACCUGGUUAUUCAGGGAGACGAUCGUAUGAAGCUCCCAAGCCCAAAUGACAGCAAGUUCUUCCAGAACCUUCUCGAUGAAGAAGACCUGGAAGAUAUGAUGGAUGCUGAAGAAUAUCUUGUUCCUCAAGCCUUCAACAUCCCUCCUCCCAUCUACACUUCUAGGACAAGAAUUGAUUCUAACAGGAGUGAAAUUGGACACAGCCCUCCUCCUGCCUACACCCCUAUGUCAGGAAACCAGUUUGUGUACAGAGAUGGUGGCUAUGCUGUGGAGCAGGGAGUGCCUCUGCCGUACAGAGCCCCUGGCUGCGUCAUACCGGAAGCCCCCGUUGCGCAGGGGGCCACAGCGGAGCUCUUCGAUGACGCUUGCUGUAACGGCACGCUGCGAAAACAAGCGGCAGCCCUGGCACAAGAGGACAGCAGCACCCAGAGGUACAGCGCAGAUCCCACGGUGUUCAUACCUGAGCGGGUCGUCCGGGGAGAGCUGGAUGAGGACGGGUACAUGACGCCGAUGCGAGACAAACCUAAAGCAGAUUACCUGAACCCAGUGGAAGAGAACCCGUUUGUCUCCCGACGAAAGAACGGAGAUCUCCAAGCUGUGGACAACCCGGAGUAUCACAGCGCUCCGAAUGGGCAGCCCAAAGCAGAGGAUGAGUACGUGAACGAGCCGUUGUACCUCAACACGUUUGCCAACACCCUGGAAAACGCCGAGUACAAGAACAAUUUGCCAGAGAAAGCCAAGAAGGCCUUUGACAACCCUGAUUACUGGAAUCACAGCCUGCCCCCACGAAGCACCCUCCAGCACCCGGACUACCUGCAAGAGUACAGCACAAAAUACUUUUACAAACAGAACGGACGGAUCCGGCCCAUUGUGGCAGAGAAUCCCGAAUACCUCUCCGAGUUCUCCCUGAAGCCUGGCACUGUGCUGCCCCCACCACCCUACAGACACCGAAACACAGUGGUGUAGUAACUGCGGUCUUACAGCAGUGGAAAGGCGACCCCUUCUAGCUGCCUCUCUCUUUCUCUCUCUUCCUCUCCCUUUCUUUCUCCCAUGAGCUUCCUCUUCUUGCCCAUUCCCUCAUUUUUGAUAUUUCCAAGUGAAAAGACAUCUUGGAGUCAUUUGCAGAUUGGGUUGGGAACCUGGAAGGAAGGAAGGAAAGAGACUGAAAGGAGGAGUACAGCCUGGCCUUUCUCACUUGCCGCAGAUCCGGCGGGUCCGACGGUCAGAGAAGCCAGACAAUACCAGUAAAGCCAGUGGCAGUGUUGCCUGCUCUCGAGCUCGUUCUCAGUGAUCCAACCCAGACGCUGUGGGGAAAGUCGCACAGAGUCUGUUUCUUUUGGCAGGAGCUGAUGAGAGUCUGUUCAGCAUUCCUGGAAAUCUUGAUGCAGUUUCCGUUAGAGGGGGGGGG
Struthio camelus australis is the source of this 4310-nucleotide messenger RNA. The record is from RefSeq and is a predicted model, not a curated record. Lineage: Eukaryota; Metazoa; Chordata; Aves; Struthioniformes; Struthionidae.